UGGUCUUCUAUCUCACUAUCUCCGAUUCCGUUGUUCAUCUCCCAGACAAAGGUCUAUGACCAAAAAAAUCCACUUGUCCAUCUUCCCCGAAUAUUACCAUGCAAGAAAAGAAAACCAAUGCUAAAACUCCACGCUAUGCUUUUUUCCACACAAACACUCAGAAAAGGAGAUUAA
Molecule: messenger RNA, 174 nt
Organism: Bipolaris zeicola 26-R-13
Lineage: Eukaryota; Fungi; Ascomycota; Dothideomycetes; Pleosporales; Pleosporaceae
Exons: 1
Source: RefSeq, a predicted model, not a curated record